GGGGCGCGCGCUGCCUCUCGGGGCUCCCGCGGGCGGGCGCGCGCGAGGCGGGGGCGGAGGCGCGCGCGCGCGGAGAGCGUGCGACAAGGCGGGCGUUGUGGGUAGAGCUGGGCUCGAGAGCCAAGCCCGCCGCUCACCUGCUACGGUGCAACUCACCUGCUGCGGAGCGCGAGCCCCGCGCCCUGCUGGCCCACUCUGGAGCGGGGCCACCGCCUCUCGCCGCCGCGGGCACCAGCGCCGACAUGCCACACGAGUAGCCCGCGCUCUUUGGAAGCACCAGAGGAGACCCCUCGAUCCGCGCGUGCCAAGAGGACAGGGGUUAAAAUGAAUGAAGACCUGAAGGUCAAUUUAAGCGGGCUGCCUCGGGAUUAUUUAGAUGCCGGUGCCACCGAGAACGUCUCAGCUGCUGUCUCCUCCCAGGUUCCUGUUGUAGAGUCAGAGCCUGAGCUGGUAGUCAACCCCUGGGACAUUGUCUUGUGUACCUCAGGAACCCUCAUCUCCUGUGAAAAUGCCAUUGUGGUCCUUAUCAUCUUCCACAACCCUAGCCUGCGAGCACCUAUGUUCCUGCUGAUAGGCAGCCUGGCUCUUGCAGACCUGCUGGCUGGCAUUGGACUCAUCAUCAAUUUUGUUUUUGCCUACUUGCUUCAGUCAGAAGCCACCAAGCUGGUCACCAUCGGACUCAUUGUCGCCUCCUUCUCCGCCUCUGUCUGCAGCUUGCUGGCUAUUACUGUUGACCGCUACCUCUCGCUGUAUUACGCUCUGACGUACCAUUCGGAGAGGACGGUCACGUUUACCUAUGUCAUGCUGGUCAUGCUCUGGGGGACCUCCAUCUGCCUGGGGCUACUGCCUGUCAUGGGCUGGAACUGCCUGAGGGACGAGUCCACUUGCAGCGUGGUCAGACCUCUCACCAAGAACAACGCUGCCAUUCUUUCCGUCUCUUUCCUUUUUAUGUUUGCACUGAUGCUUCAACUCUACAUUCAGAUCUGUAAGAUUGUGAUGAGGCACGCCCAUCAGAUAGCCCUGCAACACCACUUCCUGGCCACAUCGCACUAUGUGACCACCCGGAAAGGGGUCUCCACCCUGGCUAUCAUCCUUGGGACCUUUGCUGCUUGCUGGAUGCCUUUCACCCUCUAUUCCUUGAUAGCUGAUUACACCUAUCCCUCCAUCUACACCUACGCCACUCUCCUGCCUGCCACCUACAAUUCCAUCAUCAACCCUGUUAUAUAUGCUUUCAGAAACCAAGAGAUCCAGAAAGCCCUCUGCCUCAUCUGCUGUGGCUGCAUCCCGCCCAGCCUGUCCCAGAGGGCACGGUCGCCUAGUGAUGUGUAGCAAGCAGCCUUCCACCUAGAAGGACACUGCCUAUACCAAGCACUUCCACUGCCCACCCAAUGGUUGAUGUGCUCCCUUCAAUUCUCUGCAUUGGAUUCUCUGUCAAGCUGCAGAAGCACUUAGCAUUGGUGAAGCAAUGGCAUCGUUUAAAUGAGUUAAGUGACUGAUUGAAAAUGAUGUUACCAGUGUUGUCAGCUUUUCAAAAAAAUUGUUGACUUCUCUGCUCAGCAUUACUUUUGUGUUUGGGAGUAAGGAUUUUGUUUUGUAUUCUAUUUGGGGGUGUGAUUUUUGUUUUAUAUGGUGGUAUGUGGGAAAGGAAGGGAUAUGACAUGGCCAUGAUGUUAAUUUAAGUAAACAAGUUCCAGAGUUUUUACCUGGACUUUAAAAUAAAUCUGAGUUACUAAGGAAAAUGGAGAAGGAAUUACUUUUUCUGAACUUUCUUUUUUAAAAAAUGAAAGUAGACUUUCAAUGUUGCAUGUAUCUUACAGAAUAUGAUCUUUUCAAAGCCAACAAAAAUUAUUUACAUAAUUAUGCUUGGAAGGGAUCUGUUUCUCUUAACAUAAACUCAGUAAUGAGUUACCAACACUGAAAUCAUGAACUCAUUCUGAUUCAUUCUUUCUUUCCUUUGAGCAAUUAUUGUUAGUAAGAAUUACUUUGCAAUUUCUACAAAUGCUGCAACUCCUUCUGCAUGGUUUCCUGUGUUAGUUAGACCACUAGUUUCAAAUGUUGCCAUGUGAAUAUAGAAUUGAGUCAUUUUUAAGUACAGUUUUUCAAUACAUCCUUUCUAAAAUAAAUUGUAUAUGAAAUAGAAUUGAUUAGACCCACUAUUGUAGUUUCAUAAGGCCUGAUAGUUUUCAGGAAACAAAACAAAAAUAUUAAUGAUAACUAUUGAAAGUAGAUUAAAUUUAAUUUAAUAUGUUCUGAAAAAUAAAUUAAUGUGAAACUCUCAUGAGUUAUGCAAAUAUCACCUUUCCUAUCUCUAAGAACAUAUUAGUGGUUAUUCUUGAUUGAGAUAAAUAGAAUUGAAUAGUACAGACCAAGUUUUUCUUAUUUAUAUUGUCUGUAGCAAAGAAUACAUUUGAAACAGGUGGUCUCCUAUUUUAAUGAUUAAGUUUGUGAAUGCAUAACAUACAUACAUGACUGUGGUAUGUAUCUGCUACAUCCUGUGAGUUCACAAGUAGAAUAAUCCCUUGGUUGUUCAUGAAAAGUUAAAUUUGAAUUUUCCUUCUUUUCACACAUAGAUACACACACAUACCUAAAUGCAAUAAAAAUUGUAUUGCCUGGUUUCAGAAAGCAAAGAUUGCCUUGGGAAAUUGCACAGAAAAAUUUGACUUUAAACAUACUUUAAAGUCAUUGAGUCUGCAUGUUGUUUCUGUUAAUGCAGAAAGAUGAAGACACAGUUACCGUUCCUCUAUUUGUAAUGAAGUUACACAGUCAGAGAAAUUUCUGGACAUCUCAUUAACAUUCCCAUGGCAGCAAGAUCAGUAUUUCAGGGCCCUUGGGGGGAGGAGUUGUUUGUAGUAAUUUAACUGCAUUGGUUUGUUCCAAAUAUUACUCCCACAGUGGUCUCAGGACCAUUCUGGCAGCCUCCAUGCUGAUGCCAUCUCUCCAAAGCCUCUUCUAAUGUAGCGCAAGUGUGACUGAAUCCUCUACUUGAAUCUGUGUCUCCUCCCUGAGGUUACUUAGGGAAGUGGGAGAGGGACUGAAAUAUUUAAGAAGUGAGAAAGGAUUUUCAAUACAUCUCACUGUAUGAUCAACCUAAUCAAAUUGAUGCCUUUAAAAUAUAUUUGAACACUGGAUAGACUUGGUAGAUUGAGUAUGAUGAGUCUGUUCAUGUUUAAUCACUUAAAAUUUAAGAGCAUCUCUCUUUGAGGAAGUGACAAAGGUAAGUGUUUUGAUAUGGAGUGGGGAAUAUUGAUAAAGAGGUUUAAAGCAAUAAAUGAUGCCUCUGUAGGAAUUGUGGCUCCCAUUUGCAUAUUUCAAUAGUAAGAAUUAUAAGGAUAACAAUAUGAACUGCUAUUGACAACAUAUUGCUUUCUAAGCCCCCUGCUUCAAAUUUUAUCUGCUCUUUAGCUGUAGUCACAUAAACACACUCUGGCAGGUCAGAAAACUAAGACUGGGAGGAGAGGGUACAAAAUGUGCUAAGUCCACAAAGCCACAGGGUACAUCCAGAAUUGGAAGUCACUAAAGCCUAAGUCUUGCUCUUUGCACGAUGCUGGUUGUCAGGGCAGAGGAAAAACUACUUUUUAACAUGUUAUUGUUACAAAAAUUUGGUACUACAAUUAGGAAAUAAAGUUUCCUGUUUAAAAUGACAUGUGAAAUGAUAGCCAAUGUGGCUGUAAGUAAAGGAGGUCUGUUUGUACCGUGCUCAGUGUAAUGGUCUUAUAAAUACUAGCCCCAUGACUGCUUUUGACCCGUUUUUAAAAUAACAGAUUUCAGUUAAGGGGUUUUUCAGUUCAACUCUAAUGUGUCCGUACUGUUUAAAUUAUGAAGAUUUGGGGAUGUGUAGGUGGUUUUCUACAAGGUUUCUUUGUUUUUAUGAGGUUAAUCGUUAAGAAAUGUGCACAUAUGUCAAUGUAUAUGUACAUGUUUUAUGUGUGUGUAUGCAUUCAUAUGUUCAGUAACAUUAUCUUGCAACAGGACCAAAUACAUAUGGAAAAAUGUCAGAUUUCCAACAGCUCUGAGGUAGCAGGCAAUCUUUUAUUUCAUGUAGUUACUAUUUCUAGUUUACAAGGAACUUACAUUAUUUUCAGUACAGUUGUCUUUGAAGCCAGAACAAGUUACUUAAACUUAUCAGAAUCCUUAGUUGAGGCUAAUUACCUAGGUGUGGUUAGCCAAAGUUAUGUUUCUUUUUACACCUUAGCUCUUUAUUUCUUUUUAUCAAUCAAGUUCCUUUUUCCUUUUUUUGUGCUGGGAAUUGAACCCAGGAUCUUAUACAUAAUAAGCAAGUGCUGUACUACUGAGUUACACCCAGCUCAAGUUUGUUUCUUUAUGGUAAAGUUUGUUUUUUCCUGGUUCCUGGGCAGACGUAAUGAGGGGAGGCAGAGCCCCUUCCUCCCUGGAAGCCUAAAUCAAAGAUCAGUUUGGGAGGGGAGAAUUCCUCAAUUAACUUGUCAUGCAUGAAUAGUCUUAGAUUCCCCCAGGAUUUAAAGCAGGAUUGAAAUAAGAAAUUUAAAAGAGCAGAUGAAGAGCAGAGAUAUUUAGUGCCAAUAAAAGUAUCUUGGAGAUUUCUUACAUUUUUUAAAGAAGUGCUUAAACCUUUACGAAAAUACUAAUUAUCUUUAUUUCAUGGUCUUGUAUAUAUCAUGUGAAUUGAGGAUGACUUACCAUUUCAGAUUAUAAAUAUAUAUUAAACAAGUGGCAUUUAUGGUGUUAUUUUGAAUAAUGUUUACAUUUUCACCUUGAUUGUAUGCCCACUAUAAUAAAGGAACAGAUUGCUUUUUUGGCCCCUUUGAAAAUUUUAAUGACUAUUGAAUAGUUUUGGUAUCUGGUUAGAAUCUUUAAAUAUGGUUCAAAAUUGAAGCAUUAUUAAACUAAUAGUUUUGUACAUCAUGGUUUUAAUUAGCAGACAAAUUUAUUUCCUAGAAAAAAAUGCAGAAAAAAAUAAUGGUCAUGUUGCCUAGGGCUUCCAAUGUUCAAUAUUUAAAGGAUAUGCAAAUCACCUGAGAGUGUUGUUAAAAUGCAUAUUCUGUGUCAGUGGGUAUGGG
Messenger RNA from Sciurus carolinensis (gray squirrel), 5036 nucleotides. It is a transcript of the gene Gpr12, whose product is annotated as G protein-coupled receptor 12. Gene Ontology annotation, molecular function: G protein-coupled receptor activity. The record is from RefSeq and is a predicted model, not a curated record. The transcript is spliced from 2 exons. Bases 325 to 1329 code for a protein of 334 amino acids. Gene Ontology annotation, cellular component: membrane. Gene Ontology annotation, biological process: G protein-coupled receptor signaling pathway. Lineage: Eukaryota; Metazoa; Chordata; Mammalia; Rodentia; Sciuridae.